GAGCAGUUUGAGCCCACAGUUCUGCUAUUUAACCACAAAAACCCUGGUCCUGCCUCCCACUGGAACCUCUCUGUCUCUCUCAGCUGCAGCUCUUAGAACCGUCGUAAAAGCUCAUUCACAAUGGCGUUAGUGGCUGAAUAUCUGAAGCAGCUGACGUUGACUCAUACCGGGGGGAAAGAGCCGACAUUCCCCACUGUGCGUCCGAUCAGAGACUUUGACCCAUCCAGAGAUGCCGCCAGGAUCGACACCGCCAUCAAAACAAAGGGUGUGGAUGAACAAACCAUCAUUGACAUCCUGACUAGGAGAAGUUGCGACCAGAGGACAUAUAUUGCAUUUGAGUAUGAAAAGAUUGCCAAAAAGGAUAUGACCACUGCCCUGAAGGGGGCGCUGUCGGGGUCUGUGGAGGCCGUGAUGCUGGGUCUGAUGAAGACUCCCGCCCAAUACGACGCGUCAGAACUCAAAGGUUCCAUGAAGGGUCUUGGAACAGAUGAGGAGACCCUCAUUGAGAUUGUAUGCUCCAGAAGCACUCAGGAACUGGCAGAGAUCAAAAAGGUUUAUAGAGAAAUGUUCAAGAAGGAGCUGGAGAAGGAUGUAGCUGGAGACACCUCAGGGGACUUUGCCAAACUCCUGAUGGCCCUCGUGCAGAUCAAGAGAGACGAACCCUCCAACGUUGUGGACUAUGAGCAAAUUGACCAUGAUGCACGGGCUUUGUAUGAGGCAGGUGUGAAGAGGAAGGGGACAGAUGUGGUCACCUGGAUCGCCAUCAUGUCUGAGCGGAGCGUCCCUCACCUGCAGAAAGUGUUCGACAGGUACACGAGCUACAGCCCAUACGACAUUAAGGAGAGCAUCAGGAAGGAGGUGAAGGGAGAUCUGGAGAAGUCCUUCCUCACAUUGGUGGAGUGUUUUGAAAACAGGCAGCUGUACUUUGCCAGCAGACUCAGUGAAGCCAUGAAGGGUAAGGGAGCCAAGGACAAGGUGGUGACUAGAAUCAUUGUGUCUCGCUGUGAAGUUGACCUCAUGAAGAUCCGCUCAGAGUUCAAAAAGCAGAAUGGAAUAUCUCUCUACCACACCGUCUCUGAUCACACAAAGGGAGACUACCAGAAGGCUCUGCUGAGUCUGAUUGGAGGGGACGACUGAAGAUGUAUUUUAUACUAUAUUUACAGCAUUUUGUGGAUUUCAUUGAAGCAUGGAGGGGAAUGUUCAAGUGCCGGCCAAUGAGAAUUGUUAGGCCUAUAUUUCUUUCUUUCUAAGAAACAUUACUGGUUUUGUUGUGUUUCUGUGAAAAUACAUAAUUAUUUUUUAUAUAUCACAAAAUUUCGACACUAAUUGUCAUAUGUUGCAACAUUUGCAACAAUGGUUUGUUACGACAAUCCUCACCAGAAUGUUUUUUUCCGGCAAGUAAAGUCAAAGUUUUAAAGUCGGCGUCAUGUCCUUGUGUGCUGAUACAUAAGUCUGCCUCUAGAGGGCGGUAGAACAACAGAAAGUUUGAGUCCUUCAGCUGGUCCUUGCUUGUAGAGUUAUCUUGCCUAGUAUGGUUCACUUAUCUAAAAAAUAAUGCUAACACACAUUUCAGUAAAAUACGUUAUUGGAUCAGUAAUAAGGAAAUUAUUUAAUAAAUAGUAGUUUUUGAUGGAAAAUUUGAUUUAUGUCUAGUGAUUGAAACUGAGUGAAAGAGAUUGCUUAAGCACUCAAUAACAAUAUAAUUAUGAACAAUACCCCACUUAUAACAAUAUAUUUGUCAACUCUAGAUAGGCAUAAUUAAUAUUCAAUAGUGGAUUCUGAUGAGCGUCAAAUCAGUCAAGUCACUUUUAUACCGUGUAUAAGCUUAUUUAGAUUGUUUUAAUUGUCCGUGUGUUUUGCAUUGUUUGUUUUCCAUUAACUUUUUUUCAUUAAUUUAACCUCUGGCAACAUAUUUGCAUAUUUGCAUACCACAGAAGCAAAACUGUUUCAAUGUGUUGCUGUUGUUUAGUUUGUAGGUCUCCCGGGAUAAGGAGUGCAAGGGAGGGGGGAGAGAGAAAAAGAGAGAGAGAGAAAGACUUAGCAAGUGUUGGAAGAAGAAAAGUUUUCACUAUACCACUUGGCGAAAAAACAGGAGAUAUGACAAAACUAAAACCAGUAGAUACAACUAAAACCAGGAAAUAAAUUUAACCUGAAACCAGGAGAUUCAACUCAACUAAAACCAGGGGAUGAAAGUACACUAACACCAGGAGAUAAAACGAAAUUUAAACCAGGAGAUAAAGCUAAACUAAAACUAGGAGAUACGAAUAUACGACUAUACUAAAACCAGGAGAUAAAACUAAACCUAAACCAGAAGAUAUGACUAUUCAAAACCAGGAGGUAAAACUAAACUAAUACCAGGAGAUACAGGAGCAGCAGAAGGAGAUUGAAGAGGAUGAAAUGAGAAGCACACGGAAAGAGUUAGAAAAGUUAGGGAGAGAACUAUGAGGGAGAGAACUAUCUCCACCUGAGGGAGGUGACUAUAGACUUAAAGAAAGCCUCGCAAAUAUGCAAAACGCAAGAAAGAAUCAGAAAAGCAUAUUGCAAAAGAUAUUGUGGAGCAAACGUUUC
Molecule: messenger RNA, 2568 nt
Organism: Gadus chalcogrammus (walleye pollock)
Lineage: Eukaryota; Metazoa; Chordata; Actinopteri; Gadiformes; Gadidae
Product: annexin A2-like
Exons: 13
Coding region: 121-1137 (338 amino acids)
Cellular component (GO): cytoplasm
Molecular function (GO): calcium-dependent phospholipid binding; calcium ion binding; phospholipase inhibitor activity
Source: RefSeq, a predicted model, not a curated record